This is a messenger RNA of Culicoides brevitarsis, 1010 nucleotides long. RefSeq names its product peptidyl-prolyl cis-trans isomerase E (gene cyp33). The coding region runs from base 66 to 992 and encodes 308 amino acids. The record is from RefSeq and is a predicted model, not a curated record. Lineage: Eukaryota; Metazoa; Arthropoda; Insecta; Diptera; Ceratopogonidae. The transcript is spliced from 3 exons. Gene Ontology annotation, molecular function: peptidyl-prolyl cis-trans isomerase activity; RNA binding. Gene Ontology annotation, cellular component: intracellular membrane-bounded organelle. Gene Ontology annotation, biological process: protein peptidyl-prolyl isomerization; protein folding.
UGUAUUUUGUAAACAAACACCGGCAAACGUUUUGAACAGUUAUUAUUGUGUUUUUUCUCCGUAAAAUGGCAAACGAUAAACGAACAAUUUACGUUGGAGGCUUAGCUGAUGAAGUAACUGAAAAGUUAUUGAACGAUGCGUUCAUUCCCUUUGGCGAUAUCACGGAAAUUCAAAUGCCAAUCGAUUACGAGACACAAAAACAUCGAGGUUUUGCUUUCAUUCAAUUUGAAACGGGUGAAGAUGCCGGCGCAGCAAUUGAUAACAUGGACAAUGCUGAGUUGUGUGGAAGGACAAUUCGAGCAAAUUCAGCAAAACCUCAACGAAUGGGAAAUAUGUUGAAUAGCAAUAAGCCCGUUUGGAAGGAUGAUCAAUGGUUACAAGAACAUGCAGGCGCGACUCUUAAAGACAAAGAACAAAAAGAAUCUGAUCCAGCUGCUCCCAAUGCGGGCGAAACAGGAGGCGUUACGGAAACAAAACAACCCGAAGAAACAAAAGACAAAAAUCCUCAAGUUUACUUUGACAUCCGGAUAGGCGGAAGUGACGCAGGUCGAAUUAUCAUGCUCUUGAGACACGAUGUUUGUCCAAAAACUGCAGAAAAUUUCCGUCAACUUUGCACGGGUGAACAAGGAUUUGGUUACAAAGGAAGUUCAUUUCACCGAAUUAUCCCCGAGUUUAUGUGUCAAGGAGGCGAUUUCACAGCCGGCAAUGGCACAGGAGGCAAAUCAAUUUACGGCAAAAAAUUUGCUGAUGAAAAUUUUACUUUGAAACACAAUCGCUUUGGAACACUUUCAAUGGCAAAUAGCGGGCCAAACACCAAUGGAUCGCAAUUUUUCAUUACGACAGCAAAGACGGAUUGGCUCGAUAAUAAACAUGUGGUAUUUGGUCAUGUCAUCAGCGGUGCCGACGUAGUGCGAAAAAUGGAAAAGUGUGGGUCGAAAAGCGGUACGCCUUCACAAAAGAUUGUCAUACAAGCGUGCGGAGAAUUGAAAUAAAUUUUAAUUAUUUUCAUA